Molecule: messenger RNA, 1577 nt
Organism: Drosophila teissieri
Lineage: Eukaryota; Metazoa; Arthropoda; Insecta; Diptera; Drosophilidae
Exons: 3
Coding region: 98-1372 (424 amino acids)
Source: RefSeq, a predicted model, not a curated record
AGAAUCAGUUGGCUACGCAAGGCGAGCGAAAAGGUUUCGAUCGAAAGUUGCCCCUUUUAGUUGGAGAUUCAAUAGUUCGCGCAUUCAGUAGUUCGCAAUGGUGGUCAUCAAGAACGAGCAGAAGAUCUCGGUGCCCGAGUACCUCAACGAGAAGUUCUUCACAGAGACCCUGGAGGAGGGUCUGCGGGAGUCGAAGGUGACCCUGAAGGAGAUCAACUUUGCGUGGGGCAGCAAUCCGGGCGACAACUACUGCUCGGCCAUCUAUCGCGUCGCAGUCACGUUCGCACGGUGGGCCGAUGGUGCGGAAUCGCCGGCAACAGAACAGCUUUCGCUGAUUGUGAAGACCAUUCCGAUCACCGAAGCCACCCAGUUCCUGGAGGACGUCUGUGUGUUCAUCAAGGAGAAGCAGACCUACACCGAUGUCUUGCCGCGCUUGGAUAUCCUCAGCCGUGGCGACACAUUCGGCGCAAAAUACUAUCACUCCGUGAAGGCUCCGGUGCAGACGAUCGUGUUUAGCGACCUCAAGGUGGAGGGAUUCAGUGUGGCAUCGCGGGAAGCAGGCCUAGACUGGAACCACGCCUCCCUCAUCCUCCAGCAGCUGGGAAAGUUCCACGCCACCUCCAUGGUGCUGGCCAAGAAGGACCCCGCCAUUGUGAAGCAGUACACACGUGGCAUGCUCAGCGAGGACAUCCUGAUGAAGAGCGACACCUUUGAGCAAAUGUUUGGCGGCUUCCUCAAGGGCCUCAUCAAGAGCUCGGCGAGCUGGAGCGGCUACGAGAAGAUUAGCAAGCACCUGCAGCGGCUCAUGGACAACUUUAGGAACGUGUGCGCGGAUGCGGCCAGGCCGAGGAAGGGGGAUCGCUACGUGGUGCUCAACCACGGCGACAUGUGGACCAACAACUUCAUGUACGGCUACGAUAACGCUUCGCAGCCGGACGUUCCCACGCGCGCCAUCUUCGUGGACUUCCAGCUGAGCUUCUAUGGCAGUCCGGCGUGCGACCUGAACUUCUUCCUGAACACCAGCAUCAAGCUGCAGCUGCUGCAGGAGCGCCGCGAGGAGCUCAUCAAGGUGUACUAUGCGGCCUUCAAGGACGCUCUGGAGUAUGCCCGCUUUGAGGACAUUCCCACCUACGAGGAUCUGCAGUAUGAGCUGCGCAGCCGCGAAACCUACGGGCUCUUCGGCAUGUUCGCCUUCCUGCCCAUGAUCACCAUGCCCAAGGAGUUGGCCCAGGACAACAGCAUUGAGAACAUGCAGGACGAGGCCUUCAAGCAGCGCAAAAUGGAUGCCAUCUUCUCGCAAAAGUUCCUGAACGACCACCAAAAGUGGGCUCUGCAGCGAGCGGAUUCACUUGGCGUCUUCGAGGACUACUGAAGAGUGGCAUGAGUAUUAUGGAGGUUGGGGCUCUUUUACCUUUGUGAUACAAGUAGAGGCUCUUCCAAGGCGCUCAUCCUUAAUAUAGCUAUAUUAGCUUCUUGCCUGAGAAGGUAAAGUGCAAAUGGUGGGCCUUUAAAUUGAUUAAAGUACUAAACCUGACUUCGAUGCAAUAAAUUAAAACGAAAAUGUUGGGCUAUCGCAA